Messenger RNA from Adineta steineri, 1104 nucleotides. NCBI's taxonomy places the organism in Eukaryota, Metazoa, Rotifera, Eurotatoria, Adinetida, Adinetidae. The record is from the annotation of a GenBank genome assembly.
AUGAAUAAUGCGGCUGUUAGUUUAGCUGCUUCUAUAUUUGUCAAUAAUGGUGCUGAUAAUAAUAAUCUAUCGGAUACAGAUAGUGAAUUAUAUAUUCUUGGUAUUAAAUACAAAACUCCAAAUGACAUCUAUGCAAUUAGUGAUGAUGUUACAAGUAGAUUCUGGUUUACAUAUCGAUAUGGAUUUGCUCCAAUUGGUAGUCCAUCGGGUCCAACAAAAGAUACAGGUUGGGGUUGUAUGAUGCGUUGUGGUCAAAUGAUGUUAGCAGAAGCUUAUCUUCGAUUUUUUCUACCAGCUGGAAGAUAUUUUCGAUGGCGACAAAAUAUAACUGAUUCAACAUAUUGGGAAAUUUUAAAUAUGUUUACUGACAAACGUCAUUCAUCUUAUUCUAUUCAUCAAAUCGUUCUAAUGGGAAAUUCUGAAGGAAAAAAUAUCGGACAAUGGUUUGGUCCAAAUACAAUUGCUCAAGUACUUCGACGAAUUGCUUCCAAUGAAUUUGAUAAACAAAUUCAUGUACAUGUCGCAAUGGAUAAUACACUUGUACUUGACGAUAUACGUAAAGUAUGUAAAAUAAAUUCACAAAUUCCGAAUUUAAUUAAAAAAUCUACGGAUUCACAAAAUAAUUGGAAACCUUUGGUAAUUAUCAUACCGCUAAGAUUAGGUUUAAAUGGUGUUAAUAUAGAAUAUAUCGAUCAAAUAAAAUCAUGUUUUCGUUUACCACAAACACUUGGAUUUAUUGGUGGAAAGCCAAAUCAUGCACAUUAUUUUAUUGGUUAUCUAGAAAAUGAUGAACUUCUAUAUCUUGAUCCACAUGUAACACAAGCAUAUGUAGAUACUAGUAUUACUUCAGAUGAUGUAUCUCAUCAUUGUGAUAGAAUAAAUCGAAUGAAAUUUACUGGACUUGAUCCAUCUCUUGCUUUAGCAUUUGCUUGUAAAACUGAAAGUGAAUUUGAUGAUUUAAUUGUGAAAUUGAGAGAAAAUCCGUCUUCAAGACCAAUGUUUGAAAUAUGUGAAUCGAAUCCAUUUGAUGCUCUGUCAAAUUCAACAGAUCAGCAUGAAGUACUGGUUUUCGAUUCUGAUGAUGAUGAUUUUGAACUGGUGUAG